Messenger RNA from Ectocarpus sp. CCAP 1310/34, 1002 nucleotides. The record is from the annotation of a GenBank genome assembly. Lineage: Eukaryota; Phaeophyceae; Ectocarpales; Ectocarpaceae.
AUGCUGGCUUCGACGAGCGGGAUGUCGGUCGGAUUGCCUGCGACCCUUCGAGCGGCCCAAGGUCUCCGGGGCCAGAAGAACAGCUGCGAGCAGCUCGGUGGCCAGAAGAGCAUCAACCUCGACGAAGGGGAGGAUACGAGGGUGCUGGAGGCAACCAUAGGUGAGUGUAACAACGGGGAGUCAAACUUCCACGAGCGCGUCGCGGAGCCAACGAAGACCGCGAAAGUGUUACGUGCGAGUCAGACUACCAUCAAGCUCUCGAACUCCGGCACCGGCGUAUUCGAGAAGAACGUCAACGACGGUGGCUGCGAGGCCCACAUCGACGCCAAGGGCAACAGACACUAUUCUCUCCUCCGCGACUACAGCUGGACGCUGCCGGAGGCCAUGCAGUCGACCGUUCUCGUCGCGUACGAGAAAACCGCCGGAACGUUCACGGGUGCGGAGGUUCUUCUUGUCCAUAAAUUCGGUAACUUCGACAAGAACACGCACAGUGGGCGCGAUGGCAUGCCCGUAGUAACGUUGGAGGCGGCGAUUGCGGGGAGGAUGACGGUGUUGUCCGUCGUGUCGAAGCACCUCUCUCUGGCGCCGGGCGACACGGAUACCCUUCUCAGCAUCGUCGAGGGACGUGAGGCACUGAAGGCAGCCGGAGAGCGAGCACUGGCAUGGAAGAAGGGUGAGCUGGACCUGCGGGGUCUCCUGGCGGGCUACACCGACGCGGACCGGAAGAAGUCCGUGCUGGAUUUAGUGGAGGCCCUCGUGACUGCCAGGAACGAGCCGGCCGAGUACCGCGGGGGCUUGGACGCGAAGAAGAUUCAGAAGAUGGCGCAGAUUAUCGAAGACCUGAGGAAGGAGGAGCCUCUAGCUGCUGUUCUCGCCGGGGUGGAGGAGGUUGCAAAGCUGUGGGGGCCUUGCGGGUACAACGCCAAGAAUCGGUCCGAUGGGGGCAAAACCUCGGACAAGAAGCAAAGGAAAAAACCGAACAAAUUGAGUAGAUUGAAAUAA